Messenger RNA from Equus caballus (horse), 2171 nucleotides. RefSeq names its product cysteine rich with EGF like domains 1 (gene CRELD1). NCBI's taxonomy places the organism in Eukaryota, Metazoa, Chordata, Mammalia, Perissodactyla, Equidae. The record is from RefSeq and is a predicted model, not a curated record. Gene Ontology annotation, molecular function: calcium ion binding.
GGGCCACGCCUUUGCCGCCUGCCGGCCCCGAACCUGACCCCUUCUCUUCAUAUCCGGAUCCGGGCUCCUCCCCCAAGACCGCCCAUCCGGCCUCUUCUCCCCAAUACUUGGAAUCUGACCCAUUCUCCCUAAUUCCGCUGAUCCGGCCCCUAAUAACCCAUAUUCAGACCCUCAAACAAUAAGCUGACCGCUGGCCCCUGGUAAAGGAUCCAGGCCGCCUCCUCCACGGUGACGAAGAUAACUUAUUCCCGUCCUGGCACUGCCGAAUAGUCUCCCUUCCCACCAUCACUCCUCCCCCCGGCUGUGCCCCAGUCUAGCCUCCUUUUCGAAUAAUAACACAGAUCUGGGCUCCCAGACCCGCGGCACCUUAGAACCGACCCUUUUCUUUCUCGCUUGGCUCCUCGAGCGAACCCUCUGCAUGCCCUCUAUCUACAGGUCGCCAGCCUGGGAAAAGAUGGCCCCACGGCCCGGCAGGGACCUGGUCCCACCUCUGCUCUGGAGCCUGAGCGUCUUCCUAAGCCUCCCAGGCCCUGUCUGGCUCCAGCCCUCUCCGCCUCCCCAGGCUUCUCCCCCGACGGAGCCCCAUCCGUGUCAUACCUGCCGGGGACUGGUUGACAGCUUCAACAAGGGCCUGGAGAGAACCAUCCGGGACAACUUUGGAGGUGGAAACACGGCCUGGGAGGAAGAAAAGUUGUCCAAAUACAAAGACAGUGAGACCCGCCUGGUAGAGGUGCUUGAGAGCGUGUGCAGCAAGUCGGACUUCGAGUGCCAUCGCCUGCUGGAGCUGAGUGAGGAGCUGGUGGAGAGCUGGUGGUUUCACAAGCAGCAGGAAGCUCCAGACCUCUUCCAGUGGCUCUGCUCUGAUUCCCUGAAGCUCUGCUGCCCCUCAGGCACCUUUGGGCCCUCCUGCGUUCCCUGUCCUGGGGGCGCAGAGAGGCCCUGUGGCGGCUACGGGAAGUGUGAAGGGGAAGGGACUCGAGGGGGCAGCGGGCACUGUGACUGCCAGGCCGGCUACGGGGGUGAGGCCUGUGGCCAGUGCGGCCUCGGCUACUUUGAGGCGGAGCGCAACGCCAGCCAUCUGGUAUGUUCGGCUUGUUUUGGCCCCUGCGCCCGCUGUUCGGGACCUGAGGAAUCAAACUGUUUACAAUGCAAGAAGGGCUGGGCCCUGCAUCACCUCAAGUGUGUAGACAUCGACGAGUGUGGCACAGAGCGAGCCAGCUGUGGAGCUGACCAGUUCUGUGUGAACACGGAGGGCUCCUACGAAUGCCGAGAUUGUGCCAAGGCCUGCCUGGGCUGCAUGGGCGCAGGGCCAGGCCGCUGCAAGAAGUGUAGCCCUGGCUACCAGCAGGUGGGCUCCAAGUGUCUCGAUGUGGACGAGUGUGAGACCGAGGUAUGUCCAGGAGAGAACGAGCAGUGUGAGAACAUCGAGGGCAGUUACCGCUGCGUCUGUACCCAGGGCUACAAACAGAUUGAAGGUGUCUGUGUGAAGGAGCAGAUCCCAGAGUCGGCAGGCUUCUUCUCGGAGAUGACAGAGGAUGAGCUGGUGGUGCUGCAGCAGAUGUUCUUCGGCGUCAUCAUCUGCGCACUGGCCACGCUGGCCGCCAAGGGCGACUUGGUCUUCACAGCCAUCUUCAUCGGGGCUGUGGCGGCCAUGACUGGUUACUGGUUGUCAGAGCGCAGUGACCGUGUGCUGGAGGGCUUCAUCAAGGGCAGAUAAUCCUGCCACACCUGCAGGCUCUCCUCCCACCCAGGCUGCCCCUGAGGUCGGGCCUCUCUCCAGCCUGGACACUUGGGGCAGCUUGCUUUAUUGUUGAGAGUGGGGUAAGCACCCACUACCCACCUUCUGGAGCAGCCCAGGCCCCCAGGCCUGGGCAGGUGAGGCCCCUGGUAUGAGAAAGGAGCCCUAAAGGUGGAUGUCGUGAGAUCUAGGCCUGGUGGCAUGUGGCAGGCUUCCCACUGUGUGUGAAUUUUUAAAAAGAAAAGUGUCUCUUUGUGGUGGCUGCUCAUGAGCUUUGGCCCCUGCCCAGGAUGAGGGGGGUCCCUGCUGGGGUGGGCCCAUUACAGCCCCUCCUGCCAGCUGCAUGCCACCAGCUCCUGUUCUGAACUCCCCGCCCCCCCCCAGCCACCAAUUUAUUUAUUCAUCUCAGGAAAUAAAGGUCUUGGAAAAUGGA